CUGCCCUGCCCAUCAAUAGUUCAAUACCAAAAGCAUCCCACCCAAAUGAAGUCAUUCAUGUCUUUUGCAAAGCAUCUACGUCUUUCACCCACCAAACACUUCAUCCAUCCUGACUUUCAUAAAAUCUAUGAAAAGAUGAGACCCAUCGACAAGCCUCUCUUCUUGAUCGUUCAUGGUGUCGAUAAGUCGAGGAUAGGGUGGCACCGUUUUCCGGUGUUCUUGGGGCUUACUUACUUGGGUAUACGUCGCAGUCUUCAUGACAAGUAUAAUUUGCUCAAUGUUGGGGAUACUCCCGUGGGGGAUCGGUACGAUACUUUAAAAGAAGGUGAAGGAACUUUCUUUGGUCGUAACAUGCUCCCUGUUGAUCAGAAAGAUAAGGUAUUGAAACCAGAUCCGAUGGUGAUAGCAACAAAGCUUCUAGCACGUAAACAACUUAUAGACACCGGAAAGCAGUUCAACAUGAUUGCUGCUUCAUGGAUUCAGUUUAUGAUUCAUGAUUGGAUUGAUCACCUCGAAGAUACAAAACAGAUUGAGGAGCUUAAGGCGCCAACGGAAGUAGCCAGUGGAUGCCCUCUCAAAUCCUUCAUGUUCUACAAGACAAAAGAAUUUGAUACUGGUCUUUCUGACAUUAAGAAAGGUUAUCGUAACAUCAGAACUCCUUGGUGGGACGGGAGUGUGAUAUAUGGAAACCACCCAAAGGCUGCGCAUCGUGUUAGAACAUUCAUAAACGGAAAGCUAAAGAUUGCAGAAGAUGGCCUCCUCCAACACGACAACGAUGGAUUGCCCAUCUCAGGCGACAUUCGUAACAAUUGGAUCGGGGUGUCAACACUGCAAGCCCUCUUCAUCCACGAGCACAAUGCCGUAUGUGACGCCUUAAAGAAAGAAUAUCCUUAUUUGGAUGAUAAAAAACUGUAUCACCACGCAAGACUAGUAACUUCUGCGGUGAUUGCAAAGAUCCACACCAUAGAUUGGACCGUCGAGCUUCUCAAAACCGACAUGCUUGUUGCUGGAAUGAGAGCUAACUGGUAUGGGCUAUUGGGGAAAAGAUUCAAGGACACAUUUGGGCAUGUUGGAGGAUCUAUUUUGGGAGGUCUUGUAGGGCUAAAGAAACCCGAAAAUCAUGGGGUACCCUACUCGCUAACCGAAGAGUUUACAAGUGUUUACAGAUUGCAUUCUCUCUUACCAGAUCAACUUUUUAUUAGGGAUGUAAAUUCAACACCAGGCCCUAACAAGUCCCCAAAUAUUACUAAAAAGCUUGACAUGAUUAAUUUGAUUGGGAAGAAUGGAGAAAAGCAAUUAUCAGAAAUUGGGCUUCUAGCACAAAUGGUAUCCAUGGGACAUCAAGCCUGCGGGGCACUUGAACUAUUUAACUAUCCAGUCUGGCUUAGAAAAAUUGCGCCUCAAAAUGUGGACGGGACAGAUCGCCCCGACCACAUUGACUUAGCAUCACUUGAGAUUUAUAGGGAUAGGGAGAGGAAAGUAGCAAGAUACAAUGAGUUUCGUAGAUCACUUUUCUUGAUCCCAAUCUCCAAAUGGGAAGAUCUAACGGAGGAUAAGGAAGCUAUUGCCACAUUGCGUGAAGUGUACGGUGAUGAUGUCGAACAACUUGAUUUGUUGGUAGGAAUGAUGGCUGAGAAAAAAAUCAAAGGGUUCGCCAUUAGCGAGACAGCUUUUGUAAUCUUUCUAAUCAUGGCGUCAAGGCGACUCCAAGCAGAUAAAUACUUCACAAGCGACUUUAACGAAGAUGUGUACACCAAAAAAGGACUUGAAUGGGUGAACACAACGGAGAGUCUAAAAGAUGUGUUGGACCGACACUAUCCAGAGAUGACCGAUAGAUGGAUGAACUCAACAAGUGCUUUCUCGGUGUGGGAUGCUGCCCCAGAGCCUCAUAAUCCUAUACCAAUUUACUUCCGUCUUCCCAAAUGAGAUUGCUUCAAUGGAAAAGAAAAUAUUGUAUUAUUUUCUUAUAAAUAGUAUUCAUUUUUUUCUUAUAGAAAAAAGAAUAUGAAGUUCUAUUGUAUUUAUUUUGAUGAAAUAAAAGGUAUAUAAGAAUAUGAAGUUAUAUUUUGCAA
This is a messenger RNA of Helianthus annuus (common sunflower), 2072 nucleotides long. Its product is annotated as alpha-dioxygenase 1. The transcript is spliced from 10 exons. Lineage: Eukaryota; Viridiplantae; Streptophyta; Magnoliopsida; Asterales; Asteraceae. The record is from RefSeq and is a predicted model, not a curated record. Gene Ontology annotation, biological process: response to oxidative stress. Gene Ontology annotation, molecular function: oxidoreductase activity, acting on single donors with incorporation of molecular oxygen, incorporation of two atoms of oxygen; peroxidase activity; heme binding. The coding region runs from base 46 to 1926 and encodes 626 amino acids.